AUUUUUGAUCCAAGAUGGCGACUGCAUGAUCCAAGGGUAUUCGUGGAUCCCGUAAUCCUUAAUGUGACACGCUUUCGAUCGAAAAUUCUUUAACCAUAGAGGUUGCAGCCUCUCACGUCUGCUGAAUAUAAGUAUUAUCACUAAAGUUGGACAAAUCACCUGAAUAUUUCGAACUCAAAUCAGAUCAUUGAAGCAAAGAGAAAACUUUAACAUUACCUUGUCCAGUUUCCAAAAAUUGUACAGUUUUGGAGUAUAAAAUGAGCACUUUGCCAACUCUGGAUAGUCAAAAAACCACCUAUAUCAGUGAUCAGGAUAAUUGUGGGGAAGAGGACAUUUCUGUUGUCACAUACAACAUUCUUGCAGAUUUUUACGUUCAAAGUGCAUUGAAAAAGGGCAGGUAUAAGAAUUGCCCUGAAGAAUAUGUUACACCAAAACAAGACAGGAGCUGUCCACGACACAAGCUACUUAUGAGAGAGCUUCAGUGGUUAAAUGGAGACAUUGUCUGUCUACAAGAAGUGGACCCAGCCUACUUUGCAGGAAUCCUUGAAGAAGUUAUGUUGUCCUUAGGGUAUAAGGGACUGUUUAUGCAGAAGUCUCCCUGCACAGGUCGACAGGAGGGAGUAGCACUGUUCUUCAAAAAGGACAAGUUUGAACUAGAACAGUCAAAAACAUUAGUUAUCAAUGACAUUGCAUCAGAUGCCUCUUUAGAGGCCGAGUGUCAAAAAUUUGGAGAAGUUGUGAUAUUUGCAGCAGUAAGGCAUAAAAUUACCAAUGUGGUGCUAGUGACAGCUACCACUCACAUUUUAUGGAAAGAUCUCCUUGAACCUGUCACGCAAAUCUGUGAAGUGUCACUUGUCACUCAAGCCCUUCAUGAUAUGGUUACGUCACUGAGGUCACAAGGAAAGCGUGUGGCCUAUAUCCUGUGUGGAGAUUUUAAUAUUGAACCUCACUGUCCUCCUUACAGUCUCCUAACCACUGGUCGUCUCAGCGAAAAUGAAUUCUGCAAACUCCAAACUGUUGAUUACUUGCGAUUCUCGGCAGAUAUUCCAAAGCCAGAGCAGGUUCUUCCUGAACAGAUUGCACUUUUGUACAAAGCCAAGAACCAUCUCCAUUGUCCACUGACACCUCUGCGGAGUGCCUACAAGGUGGUCUUGGGUUCUGAGCCUGAAUGCACAAGUUUUGAGGAUGAUGCGAGUCGCUUGUGGACUUUUGACUACAUUUGGUUUGAUUCCGAAAAUUUGCAAGUUACAUCAGUUCUGGAAACCUUACCUGCGUCAGCAAUCGCUGCGUACAGAGGUUUUCCUAAUGAGUAUUUUUCAUCAGAUCACUUUUCUUUGAAGGCGAGUUUCAAGCUAAUGUGUUGAUAAUGAAAACAGCCUGCUUCGACGCUGUCAUCUGAAUGAAAAUCAAUUUUCAUCAUCUUUUCCUUUUUGAAAUUGCACGCUGUCGCUUAGCGACGGUGUACAAUUGGUCGUUUAGCAUUAUUGCAAUUGGUCGUUUGGCAUUAUCAGAUAAUUUUUUUAAUCCUGCAGUAUUGAAAAUUGUGAACGUUUUUUACUUCUGUAGAUCAUACAUUAGCGUAAUCCUCAAAGGAUUGCUGAAAUAAGUUUUUUUUAUUUCUCAAUAAGGGAAAAAUAAUAGGAGCUCCAACAAAGCUUUAUAAUUUCUCGAGCUGGAAAGAGGUUCAUCAGACCUGAAUGUCUUACGAAGACAAGCCGCAGUUUCUGAACGAAAAAAACAAAACAAAACAAAGAAUGCCUUUGGUAACGAGAUGGUGGUGGAACAAUACAUUUAAUAAACUGAACAAUAACUGA
Messenger RNA from Pocillopora verrucosa, 1814 nucleotides. RefSeq lists its product as uncharacterized. The record is from RefSeq and is a predicted model, not a curated record. NCBI's taxonomy places the organism in Eukaryota, Metazoa, Cnidaria, Anthozoa, Scleractinia, Pocilloporidae. Gene Ontology annotation, molecular function: 3'-5'-RNA exonuclease activity.